CAUGCUGCUGCGCUCGGCCGGUCUCGGUCUCGGCAGCCUGGCGUUCUACGCCGGCAUGCUCCUCCUGGCCGCCCUGGGCGUGCGCGACGUGCUCUUCGGCGCGGAGGAGAACAGGUGCAGCAUGAGCUACAUGUUCGAGCUCCCGGAGUACCAGAAAAUCGGACUUCCAAAGAAACUGGCCAGAAGGUAUCCUGCCUAUGAGUUGUACCUUUAUGGAGAAGGCGUCUACGCAGAAGAACAUAAACUCUUCCCUUUGACAGGCAUUCCAGUGCUCUUCCUUCCUGGUAACGCUGGGAGUUAUAAGCAAGUUCGCUCUGUGGGCUCCAUUGCACUUAGAAAAGCAGAGAACAUUGAUUACAAGUACCACUUCGACUUCUUUAGUGUGAAUUUUAAUGAAGAACUGGUAGCACUGUAUGGUGGAAGUCUUCAGAAACAGACCAAAUUUGUACACGAAUGCAUCAAAAUAAUUCUCAAGCUCUAUAAGGGCCAAGAAUUUGCUCCCAAAAGUGUGGCGAUAAUUGGUCACUCUAUGGGUGGCCUUGUUGCAAGAGCACUGAUCACACUGAAGAAUUUCAAACAAGAUCUGAUAAAUCUCCUGAUCACACAAGCCACACCGCAUGUCGCCCCUGUGAUGCCAUUAGAUCAUUUCAUCACAGAUUUUUAUCUGACCGUAAACAACUAUUGGAUUCUAAAUGCUGGACAUAUCAAUUUAACCACCCUUUCUAUAGCUGGAGGAUUCCGAGAUUAUCAAGUUCGUUCAGGAUUGACUUUUCUACCAAAAUUAAGCCAUCAUACCCGUGCCUUAUCUGUUGUGAGUUCAGCAGUACCUAAGACCUGGGUCUCAACAGACCACCUUUCUAUUGUGUGGUGUAAACAGUUGCAGCUGGCUACCGUUCGAGCAUUCUUUGAUCUUAUUGAUGCAGACACUAAACAAAUAACUCAGAAUCCCAAGAAGAAACUGUCUGUUUUGAAUCACCACUUUAUAAGACACCCAGCAAAGCACUUUGAGGAAAGUCCAGUGAUCAUUUCUGAUUUAACAGGAACGUCUAGAUGGGUCCCAGUAGAAGUGUCUAAAUGGACCUACGUUGCUUACAAUGAAUCUGAUAAGAUCUACUUUACGUUUCCUCUUGCAAACCAUAGAAAAACCUACACCCAUGUGUACUGUCAGAGCACCAUGCUGGAUACAGAUAGUUGGGUUUUUGGCUGCGCCAACAGCACUUCUAUGUGCCAGCAGGGUGUUGAUUUGUCAUGGAAAACUGAACUACUGCCAACAAUUAAGUCUCUGACCUUAAGACUUCAAGACUACCCAUCUUUGUCUCAUCUUAUUGUUCAUGUGCCAUCUGUUCAUGGGAGUAAGUUCAUUGUAGAAUGUGAAUUCUUUAAAAAGGAGACAAGAUCAGUACAGCUUCCUGUGACUCAUCUCUUUUCCUUUGGAUUGUCUUCAAGAAAAGUAACACUAAAUGCAAGUGGCCUAUUCUACAAUGUGGAACUUCUGAAUUUUAGACAGAUAUAUCAAGCUUUUAAAAUCAACGUAGUAAGCAAGUGCUCAGGAGUCAAAGCUUUCACAGAAGAAGUAACUAGUAUCUAUAAACUUCAUAUUCCCUGGUCUUACGAGGAUUCACUAACUAUAGCACAGGUUCCAUCUAACACAGAAAUACCUGUGAAGCUCCAUAUUGCUCAACCAGACAGUGACAACCAGGUAGCAUCAUUAAGAAUGUACACAUCAUCAGACUGUGACUAUGAAGUGACAGUUAAGACUUCCUUUCCACAAAUACUUGGACAGGUAGUCAGGUUCCAUGGAGGAGCACUUCCUGCUUAUGUCAUAUCUAGCACCCUUCUCGCUUAUGGAGGACAGCUGCACUCUCUUUUAUCAACAGGCCACUGCUUAGAGUAUGUUACGAUGUUGGAUAAAGAGGCCAAACCUUACAAAGUUGAUCCUUUUGUAAUCAUGAUUAAGUUUCUGUUGGGAUACAAAUGGUUUAAAGAACUGUGGGAUUUGUUCUUGCUACCUGAAUUAGAUGCUAUUGUCUUGACUAGUCAAAGUAUGUGUUUCCCCCUGAUAUCCUUGAUUCUCUUUCUGUUUGGAACAUGCAUUGCCUACUGGGGUGGCCUGCUCUCUUCUGCAUCUCUGAGGUUACUGUCUUCAUUGUGGCUAGUUUUGAAAAGGACCUCUGAACUUCCACAAGAUACCAAGACAGCAUCCCUAGACUUGCCCUGUCUGACAGCUGUUUUAGUGAUAGUUACCUGGACCACGUGUGGAGCCCUUGCUAUUCUUCUUACUUACCUCUACUACGUAUUCAAGAUUGUUCAUCUGCAAGCCAGCCUAACAGCUUUUAAAAAUGACCCAACUCUGAACUCUAAGUACAGUAAAAAUGAAAAAAAAACUGCCCACCAUAAAGAUUCCAGAGGACACCGGCUCUGCUUGUCUGCCAGUGACACCGAGGACAGCCUGAACAUGCACAGCACCGUGAUGAACGUAUUCACCUGGAUCGUGGUACUGAGCACGCCGUCUCUAGUUUACUGGUUCAAGAAUCUUAGGUAUUCCUUUAAGCUUAAUCCUGAUCCGUGUAGACCGUUAGCAGUUAUCCUUAUUCCAACUAUGGUCAUUCUUGGAAAUACUCAUACUGCUUCCAUAAAAUCCAGUAAACUGUUGAGGGCUGUGUCCCACUGUCCACUUCCUCUGGCUGUGAGUGUGAUAGCGUUUGGAUCCACGCACCUGUACAGGGCGCCCUGCUUUGUCUUCAUCUCUCUUCUGCUCCACGCACUAUGCAACUUCGUGUAAGGCUGGACUCAAGAAAUGAUGAAGACGCAGUAGUAAGUGAUUCGCAGACCGUCAGCAUGGACAGCCAGAUCCUUGGGAAAGACUCAUCUAUUUUUACAAUGCAGACUAUAGGAAACUCACUUUACAGUGCUUGAGGAAAGUACAUAAAGAGUGGGUCUAUUUUAUGGUAGGACUUCUGUGUACUCGUCAUUUCUGAAGAUUAGGAAAGGAGUGUGGUGGCCACUGUCUUUGGAGACUCCUGCAGUCUCAGCGAGCCUGCUUGAUUCACCUUAGCAGGGGCCUUCUAAAUUCUCAGCAGAUACAUUGUCCUUUGUAACUUCACCUCAAACUUUCUGCUCAUUCCAUCAAACUUUUCUCUGGAAAAGUGACUUUGUAUUUGCUACUGUGUUCGUGUUGAUAAGUCUUACAAUGUUGAUCUGAUCCACAUCUGUUUGGUUCCUCAGAAUUGAAAUGGCCACUAAACACUUUGGGUCAGUUUUUGUAACUAGAGUGAGCAAAAUAGAACUUUUGUUGUCUUACAUCUAUGAAAAUAUAUAUAUUUUUAAUUCAAAGAUGCCAUUUAUUCUUGAUGACUAGUGCACGACUUUUUUUUUUUUUACUUGAGAGCUUUAUUGAGUAAUGGUUUUGCGGUGUAGUCUUUUUUCAACCACUCCCAUCACCAAAGGUCAAUGGAGUAUUACUCAGUAAUAAAAAAGAUGAUAUGUAUCCUUUGGGAUAAACUGGAUAGACUUGGAGAAGAUGAUGCUUAGUCAAGCAAGUCAGGAGGUGAAGGACAACUAUAGGAUGGUUUCACUCAUGCAGAAUGGAGAGAAUCGACAUACGAACACGGGGACAUGUUAGCCUAUAUCCCAGAGUGUGGGAGAGCUGUAGGGUUCUCUCUGCUGACCUUUGGUGACCAGUGCAAGAGGGUGGCUGAAAACACCAAGUUCAAAGCUUAAUGACAUUUUCUCGUCGCUUUUCAAACACUAGUUUUAUUUUGUAUUUUUGGUGAAUUUCAAAAGCCUAUUAAAAGAUCUAUUAAUAUAUUGUUAAACGAAAC
Molecule: messenger RNA, 3821 nt
Organism: Erinaceus europaeus (western European hedgehog)
Lineage: Eukaryota; Metazoa; Chordata; Mammalia; Eulipotyphla; Erinaceidae
Gene: PGAP1
Product: post-GPI attachment to proteins inositol deacylase 1
Exons: 27
Coding region: 2-2782 (926 amino acids)
Biological process (GO): endoplasmic reticulum to Golgi vesicle-mediated transport; GPI anchor metabolic process
Cellular component (GO): endoplasmic reticulum
Molecular function (GO): phosphatidylinositol deacylase activity
Source: RefSeq, a predicted model, not a curated record